Bipolaris oryzae ATCC 44560 is the source of this 570-nucleotide messenger RNA. RefSeq lists its product as uncharacterized. Lineage: Eukaryota; Fungi; Ascomycota; Dothideomycetes; Pleosporales; Pleosporaceae. The transcript is spliced from 2 exons. The record is from RefSeq and is a predicted model, not a curated record. The coding region runs from base 1 to 570 and encodes 189 amino acids.
AUGUACAGUGAAAUGCAGACCGGAGACAAAAUGAAACAAGACUUGAAAAGUAAGAGAGAGAAGCUUAGCACAGCAGUCGAUAAGACGCACUAUGCCGCGGCCGAGGUCACAGCACCGGUGAAGGAUGAAAUAGCCGUAAAGGUGAAGUCAAUUCUUACCAAUGAAAUUGCCAAGCGUACGACCGAAGAUACAUUCGAUAUUCGAGGAAAAGAGGCAGACAGCCAAGCAGCAAUCGAAAAUGCCGGCAUACAAGCAGACCUUGACCGCACUGUCUCGGCAAGACAAGUCUUGAGAGAUACCUCCUCCAAAGAGAUGCAAGCAAUGCGUACAGAGCAUGAAGUCCUUCGCGCCAAACAUAAUGCACUAUGGAUCAAAUACGAAACACUCUGUACUGACAACGAGGCCCUCCGAACGCGUAAUGAAGCCCUACUCUUAGAGGGAAAGGCGCUGCACCCCCGGACUGAGUCACUUCCCGCCGAGAACAAGGCACUGCAACCCCAAAACGGGAUGCUUCAAGCCGACAACAGGGCGCUACGCUUCCAUACUGAAGCACAAUUCAUCAAUAACUAG